Molecule: messenger RNA, 2160 nt
Organism: Penicillium pulvis
Lineage: Eukaryota; Fungi; Ascomycota; Eurotiomycetes; Eurotiales; Aspergillaceae
Product: ATP-binding protein
Exons: 3
Coding region: 1-2160 (719 amino acids)
Molecular function (GO): ATP hydrolysis activity; ATP binding
Source: RefSeq, a predicted model, not a curated record
AUGCCUCGGAACACUCCAUACUUUCCAUUUUCGGCACCCAACGCGAGCGGUAUGGGAGCUUCAAACACGCGGAAGCGAAAAGAACCACUGAGCGACGGAAAUUCGGAUAGCAACUCGCAGCCUGACUCUCCACCGAAACGAAGAACCCCUUUGUACCAUACUCCCAUUUUCGAAGCCUUUACAAUUCACCGCGUCCACUGUACUAGAGCCAAGGAUCAUCAAAACCACUUAGAGAUUGCAUACUUCCAAGAUGCGCCACGACUUUUCGCCGGUGACAGCAAAGCGAGUGCUCUUCGUGGCAAGCAUUUGAUCGCCGACGUCGCUGAUUUCAUUGAGUCAAACUCCGAGAUUGCGCUCAUCCUAUAUCGGGACUACUCUUGCGAAACAUACCAUCGAGCAAUAGAGCCCGAGUUCCGCGCUCUGGAAAGGCCAAACGACCCGUUCAACAAAUCGCUGCUGCCAUACUUUUAUCGACUCGACAAUGAUGGGAUACCUACCAGUUCGCAUGCAGAGGCAAUGCUUAUUGUUUCCGAUGAACUUCAAGAUACUAUAAUCCAACUGACUGGGCUGGAUCCUGGCAUCAUCGCCGAACUCGGGGAUCCCAGUCGCAUGCGGGAGCUGGUCACACAAGUAUAUCACUAUCGCGGGAUUGGCGAGGGGUCGGUCUUGACGAGCAACUUGGAUAAGGAGUACUUCGAUAUUGCUGUCGCCUUUGUCGAAUUCAUGAAGGAAACAUUCAGGGAGGAAUACAGCGAAGCCGACUCACUCUUCGAGGCAGGAUUCGUGAACAACCACCAUCUACCAAAGCUGUUCGCCCCACGAGAUGUUCUUAUAAGGACAGAACAGUGCCAUCCAUGUGCCUAUAUUCUUGACAGCUUCCUUGGGUCAACUUCGAGGCUAUCCUGCUGGGCCUGGAGAUUCGAUGGUCGAUUCUGGAGAUACAAAACGGAAAUUAGCAUCCAAUGGCCGGGACUAGUAGAUAAGAUCCCAAUCACCAAUCUGUCCAUCUUUCCCCUCGCAUACGCCGCGCCAGAUGUCCGAAACUUACUUGAGAGAUCUGGGCGGGAAUUUUGGUCAGUGCGAAAAGGGAAAUAUGUGUCUUACCUUCCUACCGCCACACAGAGAGAUGGGCAAACUAUUCAAUUUCGGUACAUGGUUGAUAUGGUUACAUAUCGUGAACUUCAUCCGGAGGAAGACGCACUAGAGACACGCGAAUAUAUUAGCGAUGAGCAGAUGGAGUCCGAUGAGCCCCCUACUGGUGAUUUUCUUUUGGUACUACCUGUGACCGUGCAUGGAUUCGGUUUUCAUGAUAAAAAAUGGCGCUUGCUUUUUAUCUCACAAAUCAGGCCGAUCAAGUGGAACGAGCAAGCAUUUGACCAUCUUGUGCUCAACUUGACGAAGAAAAAGCUUAUCCGAGCCCUUGUCAAGAAGCACAACUUCACAAACGAAUCGAUGGACGUUAUUGAGGGCAAGGGAAAUGGACUUAUACUUCUCUUACACGGCGGUCCAGGCACAGGAAAGACCUUGACAGCAGAGUCGGUUGCAGAAGUAACUAAUCGACCGCUUUACCGCGUGACAUGCGGAGAUGUGGGAACAAAUGCUGACGAAGUUGAGGAGUACCUUGAGUCCGUACUAUAUCUAGGCAAAGUCUGGCGGUGCGUGGUACUUCUUGAUGAAGCAGAUGUCUUUUUAGAAGAACGCACGCAUCAGGAUCUUCAACGGAAUGCGCUGGUCUCUGUUUUCCUCCGUGUCAUCGAGUACUAUGACGGAAUUCUGGUGCUAACAUCUAAUCGGAUUGGCACAUUCGAUGAGGCGUUCAAGUCACGGGUACAACUAAUUGUUCACUACCCAGGGCUUGGAAAGGAAGAGAGACGACGUAUAUGGGAUAAAUUUAUCAGAAGCCUGCGUGGCACUCAAGUUAAUGUCAAUGUCGAGGAGCUUGAAGAGUACGCCGAGGCUCUCAGUGAAAUUGAGCUCAACGGCCGCGAGAUCCGAAAUACGAUCCAAACAGCCACUCUUUUGGCUCAAUAUGAUGAGCAACAGCUACGAUAUGAACAUCUCAUGAGUGUAAUUUCUGUUUCGGUGGAAUUCAAGGAUUAUCUGCGGCAUAGGUUUGGACAUGACGACGAAGAACGAGUUGAGCGGCGGGGAAUUCGGUAA